AAAGGAAAUGCGAAGAAAUGAAGACCAAAUUUGUGUUUAUUGUUUUCCCCAUGAACAACAUUCCCUGCAACCUCGCAUAUAUUUUAAGUAUUAUUGCACGUUUGAAUUACUGUUUAAAAUUUGUUUGCCUUCAUGUUGUUUGUCUAAGUGGAGUUGCCGUCCAUUUUUUCCCCUGCGGAGGUCACGUAUGCGUUUUGAAUACUCACAAGGAUCAGCGUCUGUUCGUGAGGCUGCCAUUUUAGCAACCUUACGAUUCAAUGCAUGAUGGCCAUGAAGGUGAUCCAGCUCAGCUCCAAAACACACCACCAGAAUAUCCUGAACACCCUGCACCACCUGAGGCUGCAGGGACACUUGAGUGACAUCACGGUCCGGGUUGACUACCAGGGCCACGCGCAGACCUUUCAGGCUCAUCGGGUGGUUCUCGCAGCUUCUAGCGAUUACUUCAGGAACAUCUUUCUAUCACUGGACGCCACCCCUGACCAGAUCACGCUCUCCAACAUGCAUCCAUGUGACUUUUCUGGCUUUUUGGAGUUUGUGUACACGGGUAAGGCGGAAGUGGCUCAGAGCAGGAUGGAGGACAUGCAAGCGGCCGCCAAGAUUUUGAAAUGUGAGGAGCUGGCCAGAGUUUGCGGCAUAAAUCAUACUACGCAGUCAGAUGUGGUAGAGGAGUCCUCACCAGCGACCGAGACUGGCAUAAAGAAGCCGCAAAAUAGUCAACUGCCUCCGGAGAGCUCUGAGUGCCUUUCUAAAAGAUCCAAAAGGAAGAGCACCAGACUCAAAUGGUGCAUCCCGAUUGAAGAUGAGGCAUUUAAUGCUGAAGAGGACAAUGACAACACCACAUAUGCAUCCUCACCUCACUUUGAUAAGGACACGCAGAGUCUAAACGACACCGAGGAAACAGUGCUGGUGUCCGGAGGCGAGGACGAUGAUGAGAGUGGCAUGGUGUCCAAGAGAACAUCCAAGACGACGUUUGUGUGCAGUGACUGUCAGCGGAGCUUCCACUACGAGCGGAGCUACCGGAAGCACGUGAGCGCCUGCCAGGCACUCAGAGGUGAGCUGGUCCAUCAAUGCGAGACCUGCAUGAAGACUUUCUCCAACCGCAGUAGCUUGAGGAUCCACGAGAAGCACGUUCACAGCAGCGAACGGCUCUUCACCUGCGAUGUCUGCGGCAAGACCUUCAAGCGCAAGAGGGAUGUGACCCGCCACCAAAAACUGGUGCAUGAUGGUCCACAUAUGCAGCAGUGUUCUGAAUGUGGCAAGUGGUUGAGGUCCAAAGCAUCGCUCAUGUUGCACAUGCGGAUACAUAACGGCAUCAAGAACUAUGUUUGCAUUAAGUGCGGUUCCCGCUUCAUCCAGAAGUCGGCUCUCAACGCGCACGAAAGGACCCACACGGAUGAGAAGCCCUUCGCCUGCAACCUCUGUCACGCCCGCUUCAAACAGAGAAACUCACUGGUCUAUCACAAACGCUCCCACAUGGGUGAGAAGCCUUUUAAGUGCAAGAUCUGCGGGAAGGGCUUCUCAGCCAAGGAGUACCUGCGCCACCACGCCAACGUCCACACGGGCGCCAAGCCGUUCAACUGUAAGUACUGCGGCCGCAGCUUCGGUCAGAGGAACUCGCUACGGCAGCAUUUGAUGGUGCACACAGGUGAACGUCCUUACGCCUGCAAUGACUGCGAUAAGCAUUUUACGCAGCUCAACGCCCUUCAGCGGCACCAGCGUAUCCAUACCGGCGAAAAGCCCUACAUGUGUGGGUUGUGCAACCGCACUUUCACCGACACGUCUACUCUUCGCCGUCACACCAAGAUUCAUGAUGCCAAUGCUCCGUGGAGGAACUACCUGGUCGUCUUGAAGGGUAAUGUGGAGAAGGAACCCAAAGCUCAAGACAACCUCGAGGCUCAGGUGGUAACGUCAGAUGGCAACGACUACAUCACUUUGGACAGACCUUUUUACAUGCCCGUGGAGCAAAUCUCCUCCGAUACCCCCAGCAUGUCAUCCCUGAUGGAAGAGGUCGCCUUGCAAACCAUUCUGGCCCCCCAAGAGCAGGCGGCGCAACCGAACAUUCUGACCGUGGUCGUGUCUGACAAGAUGUUUAAAAAAGUAUAAAUGUGGCAAAGGACACUGGGGAAUAAAGCAAAUGACAACCAAGCAAAUCCCUCUAAAAUCUAAAUAAAAUGUAAAAUAAACAUCCCAUUUAAUCUUAGCUGUAAUAAUUACAAUUUGUGGUUAUUUUAGCUUUUGUACAGAAAUCGUAGCUAACAGCCUGCAUAAAAACAAGUUGCAGAAACUACUCAAUGACUUUGUCAUGAAUACUAUGAACAUUUCUUUUAAAGUCACCCAGAAAGUACUGUUUUAAUGUGUUGUUUCUCAUUUUUUAUAGCCGUGUAUCACAAGUAGCCACAAGGUGGCGCAGAUUCCCCGCCGGAACGCUGAAGUGUUUCAGAGGAUUUGCGCCACUUUGUGGCUACACAAAGUCUUGCUGAUUGCCACGUGUGAAUUGAGAACUAAACGUAAAAUACAAAUACAAACAUAUCAACACAGCAAAUAUACUGCUUAAAUUAAUAUGUCAAGAAAGAG
Messenger RNA from Syngnathus typhle (broad-nosed pipefish), 2574 nucleotides. RefSeq names its product GDNF-inducible zinc finger protein 1-like. Lineage: Eukaryota; Metazoa; Chordata; Actinopteri; Syngnathiformes; Syngnathidae. Gene Ontology annotation, cellular component: nucleus. The coding region runs from base 262 to 2103 and encodes 613 amino acids. The transcript has 8 exons. The record is from RefSeq and is a predicted model, not a curated record. Gene Ontology annotation, molecular function: RNA polymerase II cis-regulatory region sequence-specific DNA binding; protein binding; DNA-binding transcription activator activity, RNA polymerase II-specific. Gene Ontology annotation, biological process: regulation of transcription by RNA polymerase II.